AUGGACGAAGGAAAUCUCAAUUCGUUCAAAAAAUUGUUGUUUGAUAAUGCUCUUGGUAAUAUAGAGUCAUCACCACAUACAGAUAAACAACGUCGAUGGCGUGCUAAAAAAAAGAAUCAACAUCAUCGUACUCAAUCAUCGCCACAUCGUUUACUACUUGAACAAAUUAAUGAAUCACAUCAAUAUUCAUCUGAUAUUAAUGAAAAUUUUGAAAAUAAUGUUACUGUUGAUAAUCGCAUAUUUGAUGAUAAUAUGGUUGUUCAUAAUUCACCUAUGGAUGAUACAAAUUCUGAUGUUACAUGUGCUGGUGGUACAUUUAAUGAUGAUAAACUUGUUCAUGAUUCACUUAUGGAUGAUACACAUGGUGAUGUUUUACGUACUGGUGUUACAUUUAAUGAUGAUAUACAUGGUGAUGUUAUACGUGCUGGUGUUACAUUUAAUGAUGAUACACAUGGUGAUGUUACAUGUACUGGUGGUACAUUUAAUGAUGAUACACUUGUUCAUGAUUCAUUUAUGGAUGAUACACAUGCUGAUGCUACAUGUGCUGGUAUUACAUUUAAUGAUAAUAUACACGGUGAUGUUGUACGUGCUGGUGUUAUAUUUAAUGAUGAUAUACAUGGUGAUGUUACACGUGCUGGUGUUACAUUUAAUGAUGAUACACUUGUUCAUGAUUAUAUACUUGAUGAUGACGAUUAUAAUUAUAGUUUCGAUUUUAAUCCGAAUUCGGCUCAAUCAGUUGAAAUAACUGCUGAACAAGAAGAUGAACCGUUAUAUACUAAUGCACCUGUGACAUCUAAAUCUUACCAUAAACAAAUAUUAGAGUUUGGAAAUUCAGUUAAAUUAAGUGAUUCAAAUAUGAAUAAAUUAUUGCAAUUAAUUGGAAAUGCAUUACCA
This is a messenger RNA of Rotaria sordida, 894 nucleotides long. The record is from the annotation of a GenBank genome assembly. NCBI's taxonomy places the organism in Eukaryota, Metazoa, Rotifera, Eurotatoria, Philodinida, Philodinidae.